Dothidotthia symphoricarpi CBS 119687 is the source of this 931-nucleotide messenger RNA. Its product is annotated as RING-box protein 1. NCBI's taxonomy places the organism in Eukaryota, Fungi, Ascomycota, Dothideomycetes, Pleosporales, Dothidotthiaceae. The transcript is spliced from 3 exons. Gene Ontology annotation, biological process: ubiquitin-dependent protein catabolic process; protein ubiquitination. Bases 419 to 769 code for a protein of 116 amino acids. Gene Ontology annotation, cellular component: cullin-RING ubiquitin ligase complex; nucleus. Gene Ontology annotation, molecular function: cullin family protein binding; ubiquitin protein ligase activity; zinc ion binding. The record is from RefSeq and is a predicted model, not a curated record.
GUAGGGCUGAGCUUCGAUGGACGCGACUGUCUGUGGACGAAAGACAGACGACGUGGAGUUUGAGUUGCAAGAAGAGUUUGGAUCUUUGUGGUAAGCUACUAAUACUACUCUAUCUCCAGUCUGCAAAUAUCGUUCUUGUCCAUCAGCUGGUUCAAUCCCAACCUCGAGAGGCAGGAGCGGGUCUUGGCGUCCGUUGCACGCCCAAGGUACGGCGCGCUGUUUGCUGCAGCCUUGGGCCUUUGCAGUGACUUUAUACCGCACAACCACUUCACCACCACACUCGUGGCGGUUUUGAACUCUCUCGAAGCUGCAAUAGAAUUACAUUUACCUCACGAGAACUUGGAAACCGCGCUCAACCACCACCCGCGUCCUCCAUCAGCCUCCAUCAGCUCCCCACUACCCCACACAUCUCGCAGUCAUGGCCGACGUUGACAUGGCAGAUGCGCCUGCGCCCAAGACGAAGACGUCCAAGGCUGGCGCGAGCACAGAGGGCGACAAGAAGCGCUUUGAAGUCAAGAAGUGGAACGCUGUAGCUCUGUGGGCAUGGGACAUUGUCGUCGAUAACUGCGCCAUCUGCCGUAACCACAUCAUGGACCUCUGCAUCGAAUGCCAGGCGAACCAGGCCUCCGCAACGAGCGAGGAGUGCACUGUCGCCUGGGGCAUCUGCAAUCACGCCUUCCACUUCCACUGCAUCUCGCGAUGGCUCAAGACGCGACAAGUGUGCCCGCUCGACAACCGCGACUGGGAGUUCCAGAAGUACGGUCGAUAGACGCGUUCGGCAGCUUCACAGAGGCAUGGGUUGGGAUUUCAUUUCGGACGUUUGGCGCAGCAAAGGCUUCUUAAAAUGGUCAUGAGAGCACGGCAGCAAGAAUAGCAGCAUAGACGGUCUCCAUCGUCGAAUGAAGUUUCCAUUGGGUUCACAUAGCCCCUG